Molecule: messenger RNA, 1362 nt
Organism: Myotis brandtii (Brandt's bat)
Lineage: Eukaryota; Metazoa; Chordata; Mammalia; Chiroptera; Vespertilionidae
Gene: SPEM1
Product: spermatid maturation 1
Exons: 3
Coding region: 408-1340 (310 amino acids)
Biological process (GO): flagellated sperm motility; sperm individualization
Cellular component (GO): cytoplasm
Source: RefSeq, a predicted model, not a curated record
CUCUCUCUCAACAUAUCCUCAGAUGAGGAUUUUUUUAAAAAAAGAAAAGAAAAAAGAAAAAGAUGAGGACCCGUGUCUGUGCAGAGGACGGAGCCUGGUGUAGAAAAGGACCAAAUGGGCUGGUGGGCGCAGACACUAGGCGGGCUGGAGGCCUCGCUAGCUGGUCCAGGCAGCUGGCCGCAGGCGGGGCAUACAAGGUGCGGGCUUGGCUUCUUCCGCGGUGCGGGCCCAGGCCAGAGGGCUAAUCCUGGGCCAGGCCCCUCCCUCUUGGCACAUUGUGAGGAGCAGCCCCAGCAUCAUUGUGACCCGCCUGCCCCCAGGAGCCUCUGGGUCAGGCCGGCGGGCUGCUGGGGACUGUGGCACAGUGGGUUGGGGGUCUAGGGGCCCCGGUGGUCCUAGGGACCCCCAUGGCUGUGGCUGAGCAGCCAUGGCCCAGGUGCGCCUCCUAUCACAGCCCCAACACCAACAGCUGCCAGGACCUGGGCAACUCGAUCCUGUUGCUGCUGGGCCUCAUCAUCUGCAUGAACAUCGGCAUCAACAUGGUGACGCUGCUUUGGCGCAGACUCCGUUUCUUCUUACACGAAAUGUUCUGCAGAAUUGUUUCUGAGAAAGAAGCGUCUAAGUCAUCCUCACCUAGAAAGAAGACCCAGCACCCAAAGCCGAGCCCCCCUGCAGUCCACCUUCGAUGCACCAUGGACCCCGUGAAAAUGACCGUGACCCCCCGACCCACUCGCCGCCAGCGCCAUCGAGGCUGGUCAGCACGCCGUGCCCACCACCCAACAGCCUGGGCCCCCGACACCGACGACGAGGAGAGGCACCCUCAUCGGCACACGGCAAUCUGCUCCCAGGACUGGGAUCACCCCUCGGACUGGGACGGCUUCCAAUCCGCCCAGGGCUACUGGGAUCCCUGGGCCCAGGACACUGCGGGGCUGCCCACCCAGGGCAUUCGCUUCCAGGAGGCCGUAGAGAGAAGACCCCUCAAAAGAGAGAUGCAGUCGGAGAUGAGCCUAGAGGCCUAUGUGUACCCUGUGAACCCCCCACCCCACAGCCCACAGUGCCACAAGAACAACGGAGGGCGGGCGGGAGCUGAGGGGGGGCAGGAGCAGUGCUCGCCUGACCCCCCAGCACCCAAGGGUCCAGCAGUUGUCCCAGAUAUCCCCCAGAGGCACCCCUCACGCCACCUAGUGUAUGACGCCCUCGACGUGAGGCGGCGGCUUCGGGAGCUGACCCAGGAGGUGGAGUUUCUGGCCCACUGUUACCCCAUGGCCACCAGAUCCAGCACUGCCGAAGGGGCGAACAAGGACAAGGACUGGGUAUACCGUCCCCUGACAGAGAGGUGACCGGAGGAGAAUAAAAAACAGA